AUGGGCGAUUACAACACUAAUCAAGAUGGAGGUUGUGAAGAAGUACUUCAGGGCACCGUGCUGAUAGCUGGUGGUGGACCAGUCGGGUUACUGCUGGCUCGAGUGCUUUCGUUCUACGGGGUCAGGUCAAUCUUGUUCGAGCGGAAUAAAACUACAACCAGCUGGCCAAAGAUGGACCUAACUAAUGCUCGUUCGAUGGAACUGUUCCGAAAGAUAGGCCUUGCAGACGAUUUACGUCGUCAAGGUGUCCCUCCUCAUCUAGAUCAGCAUGUUCUUAUCUCGUCAGGUCUCUCCGUGAAGGAGCCAUUGACGCGUUGGGAUCUGCCCGGUGUCGACAAGUUUCGCCAACUUAUCGAGGAGGUAAAUGAUGGCUCGCAACCUCGUGAACCUUGGCAACGCAUGUCGCAAGCUAUCUUUGAAAGAUGGCUCCGCGCGAUAUGUGACAGAGAUCCAUUGAUUGACCUUCACUACGGAUGGCGUGUGGACAACGUUCAAGAAACGGAUGAUCAUGUUCGGACUAUCGUCGUGAAUUGCGACACCGGUGUCACCAAAACAUACGUGACCGAUUUUGUAGCAGGGUGUGAUGGCGCUUCCAGUAAAGUCCGAAGGUCAUUGCAAAUACCUAUAGACGGUGGACCUAUUCCUGCUUGCGCAUUGCUCGUUCAUUUCAAGUCUCGUGAUCUACAACGUCUUCACAAACAGGGUCGCUUCUGGCAUAUCUUCUUCUUACAGCCUCAUGGUGGGUUUGGUGCUGCUAUCAUCGCUCAAGAUGAAGUGGAAACCUUUACAGUGCAUUUGUUUCUACCUUUGGACGUCGACACAGACAAGAUUGAGUCCAAGGAUGCAGUUUAUCGAGCCUUGGGUGGUAUUUACGACGACUUUCACAUUGAGAUAGACGAGAUUCUUGUCAGGUCCGUUUGGCGACCCAACAUUGCCAUCACUCGGACGUGGCACGGUCCACAUCAUCGUAUCUUUCUGGCUGGUGAUGCAGCGCACCAGAACAUCCCUACCGGUGGUUACGGCAUGAAUAUGGGGAUAGGCGAUGCCUUCGACCUGGGUUGGAAAUUAGCUGCAGUCAUCAAUGGCAAUGGUGGCAAGGGUUUGCUGACUUCCUACGAAUUGGAACGUCGUCCAGUCGCCAUGCGUAAUGUGGAGCAUUCAGGUGUACAUUUCAAGGUCCAUCAAGACCUGGAAGCUAUCAUCAAUGGUGGAGAUCCAAAGCGCGUAGAUGCUACGACAGUAGAAGGUAUUGCUUUGAGGGAGAAGAUACACAACCAUUACCAACAACACGAUGGCGAGAACAAGGACUUGGGGAUUGAGAUGGGCUAUCGUUAUGAUUCACCGGUGAUCAUAAGGGACCCAGGUGAAAGAGAACCUCCAUGGGAUGUCCGCCGAUUCACGCCGACGACCUGGCCAGGAAGCCGUGCUCCUUCCCUCUUCCUCUCCGAUGGCAGUGCUAUCUACGAUAAAUUCGGCAAGCACUGGACCUUGCUUAGCUUUACAGUCACUGAAUGUGGGAAAGAUCACAUGGUGCAUGCUGCUCUCAAGCAAAGGCUUGUUCUCGAUGUGGUUGACCUUUCUCGUGAAGAUCAUGCUAGAGGUAUCUAUGAGAAGCCUCUCGUCCUCAUUCGUCCUGAUCAACACGUGGCCUGGAGAGCAUACGCCCUCGAAAAUCUCGAGACAGCCAUGAAGAUUUUGGAGACAGUCAGCGGCAGAGUCGAGGGCUCUUUGCCCGUCAUGAAGCAGCAGGAACAUGUUGCGUGUGCUUUUACUUCUACAAGCCAAACUAGAUCACAAGUCGAUGAAUUCACUCUGGAAAGAAUGGGCGACUUUCAAAGGUAG
Molecule: messenger RNA, 1842 nt
Organism: Lithohypha guttulata
Lineage: Eukaryota; Fungi; Ascomycota; Eurotiomycetes; Chaetothyriales; Trichomeriaceae
Exons: 2
Coding region: 1-1842 (613 amino acids)
Molecular function (GO): FAD binding; oxidoreductase activity
Source: RefSeq, a predicted model, not a curated record